AUGACCGCCGCGUUCCGCCUCCGUCCGGGAACCGCCGCCGAUCUCGCGCACGCCGUGCGUCUCUACGACAUCUGUCUCGGACCGGACAGGUUGGUGGAGCUCUUGUUCCCGGGCAAGAAGGACGACCCGGAGGCGUACAAGAAGUACCUGUAUCGACUGUACGCGAAGCGCUACUGGUCCGUGGAAUGGAUGUUUACGUAUGUGAUCAAGGAGGGAGGUGAUGCCGUUGGGAGCGAGGUCGUUGGCUUUGCGUGCUGGAAGAGACCCAUGGCGGAGAUCAGCUUUAGCGAGCGGUGGUUGAGUUUAUUUGCUUGGGUCGCCCCCAUAAUGCGGGCCUUUCUCACCCUCCAAAACAAAAUCACGCCCCCCAACAUCGACUUCUACGCCGCCAGAGCCUUUGACCGCGGCUUCCCACCCAUCGAGAAGUCGCUCUUCGCCGGCAAGAACCGCGACGAGUGGUGGUAUCUCAGCACCCUGGCCGUGCAUCCUUCUGUCCAGGGCAAUGGCUUGGGCGCUCUGCUCAUGGGCCAAGGCCUGAGGAUGGCGGAUGAGGGAAAGGUCUGGCUGAUUGGGCUCAGGGGCACCGAUGUGUUCUACUCGAGGUUUGGCUUCCGCGAAGUGGGCAGGGCGAAUGUCGGCGAGUUGAGCGAGUGGGACGGCGGCAUUGUCAUGUUUCGGGAGUAA
Molecule: messenger RNA, 684 nt
Organism: Trichoderma virens Gv29-8
Lineage: Eukaryota; Fungi; Ascomycota; Sordariomycetes; Hypocreales; Hypocreaceae
Exons: 3
Coding region: 1-684 (227 amino acids)
Molecular function (GO): acyltransferase activity, transferring groups other than amino-acyl groups
Source: RefSeq, a predicted model, not a curated record